GUGAGAGAAAAAUCAAUAAUAAAAGAUUUUCACCAUUGAAUCGACAAAAGGUUUGCUAGUAAAAAUCGUAUUUUUUCGGGAAUAAUCCUGGUAAAAAUCUCGUAAGUUCUCGUGGAAAAGUGCGAACAACAGUGCAACAACCAUGGCCGAUAACGAGCAGAAAGCUCUGCAAUUGGUUGCCGAAGCGGAGAAGAAACUAAAUUCGUCGAAGGGUUUCUUCGGUUCACUUUUUGGGGGUGGCUCAAACAAGGUAGAGGAAGCCGUGGAAUGUUACCAACGGGCAGCAAAUAUGUUCAAGAUGGCUAAGAAAUGGGCCCAAGCCGGAUCCGCGUUUUGCGAGGCGGCUAAUCUCCACUCCAAGGCUGGAAGUCGUCACGAUGCGGCCACAAACUUUGUCGAUGCGUCCAACUGUUACAAGAAGACCGAUCCAAACGAAGCCGUUAGCUGUCUGUUGAAGGCCAUCGACAUCUACACGGACAUGGGUCGCUUCACCAUGGCUGCUAAGCACCACCAAAGCAUUGCCGAGAUGUACGAAAAUGAAGCCAACGACUUGCAACGUGCCGUGCAGCACUACGAGCAGGCCGCAGAUUACUUCAAGGGCGAAGAAUCGACCAGCUCGGCCAACAAGUGUAUGUUGAAGGUGGCGCAGUACGCGGCCCAACUGGAGGACUACGAAAAGGCUAUCCAAAUCUACGAACAGGUGGCGGGCUCCUGUCUGGAUAGCUCCCUGCUAAAGUACAGCGCCAAGGAAUACUUCUUCCGGGCCGCCCUCUGCCAUCUGAGUGUCGAUGCGAUGAAUGCUCAACAUGCGCUCGACAAGUACGCACAACAGUAUCCGGCAUUCCAGGACUCGCGGGAAUACAAACUGGUUAAGACCCUAUGUGAACAUCUCGAAGAGCAGAACGUGGACGGUUUCACCGAAGCGGUAAAGGAUUACGAUAGCAUUUCUCGGUUGGAUCAGUGGUACACCACAAUUUUGCUAAGAAUCAAAAAGCAAGCCAAUGACAAUCCUGAUCUGCGAUAAAUUGGCGGUUUGCAUUGAAACAGUAGAAGCGACGCGUUGUACCCCAUCUUACUCUACCAAGCAAAAAUAUAUUACUAAACUAACAAACUACUAUCAGCAGAUUUUUUUCGAUUCGAAUGGGAUAAUUAAUAGGACUUAAUCUAGUUGACGUGGAAGUCAUCAAGAAGGAACGUUUAUCUACUAAUCGAUGGAUGUAACGCGCGCUCUAAUGCAAAACAAUGGCAGACGUGUUGCAGGAUUGCAAUUGUUUUUAGACUAAGUUUCCAAUAUUAUAUAUUAUCAACUAUAUUGAAAAAAAAACUCUAGCAUUAAGUGGAAAGACUUUACGUGAAUGAGAAAUAUAAUUCACAAAGAGAAAAAUGCAGAACUUUAUCAGACCAUACGGCACGAACGUGUUUAUGUUUGUUUUGUGUUUGGCGCGGAACUAUCAUUCCGAUUUGGUUGUUACGACCUAAUGCAGCAGAUCAGAAGCGAAGAAAAUGUUAAAGUUGUCUUUUUGAAAGUUUUGUUUAUUGCCUAUGUUGUGUAAAUUAUCAGGAAUACAAAGUUAGCGAAACACAUUUUACUUGAAUGUAAACUGAAAAUAUUUAGUGUGUAACGCGUUUAAACCAUUUAAGCAUCCAAUAAUGAGAAGAAAAAUAAAACAGCGCAGAACAAUAAAUCUACACUUUUAGUUCUAUCUCACACUAGUCAAAAAUAAUAGUGAAAGAUGAAUUUCAGAUAAAAUAAAACAAUUAUCACUGCUAAUCGAUAGCGACAGUCCGAUGAAAUUGCACUGUAAAAGUAAAACAAAAAUUGUCUUUGAAUAUAUAUCAUAAAGCUUCGAAAAUAAAGCGUCGUUAUUCACAACUACAAACAGAAAUCAAUUGCAUCGCAUUAUCUACCGGAAACCAGGGCAGAACCGAAAGAAAUUUACCCACUUGAGUACAUAGAUGCUAAUAAUUAGCAAAACAUUGAAGUUAUCCUCCGCGAAUAAAAAUUAAAAAAAAGCAUUCCUUAGCCAAUUAAGGUAAUAGGUUGAUGAACAUAAUCGAGGUUGAAUCUUACAACGGGGAUCUCUUUAGUGAAAUUGAAUAUUGUCUGAACCAUAACCGAAUCAACUUUUCUUUGCAUAUACAAAAAAAAUCUAAAUUGAGCUAAACGAGAAACAUUGCAUAUGACCUGCUCUGCACGAUUUGAAAGUUGGAUCGCUUCCGGUGUGACAAAGAAGAAAAAGUAAAAGUUGUGGAUUUGCGAAGCAGGUGAAUGAUAAGCAAACUAGAAGAAUCCCAAUUACGUGUUUUCAAAUUGCAAUAAAUAAAGCCAACCGACAGAAGGCACAUACUACGGAAGAA
Armigeres subalbatus is the source of this 2358-nucleotide messenger RNA. It is a transcript of the gene alphaSnap, whose product is annotated as alpha-soluble NSF attachment protein. Gene Ontology annotation, biological process: intracellular protein transport; SNARE complex disassembly. Gene Ontology annotation, cellular component: vacuolar membrane; SNARE complex. The transcript is spliced from 5 exons. Lineage: Eukaryota; Metazoa; Arthropoda; Insecta; Diptera; Culicidae. The record is from RefSeq and is a predicted model, not a curated record. Gene Ontology annotation, molecular function: soluble NSF attachment protein activity; syntaxin binding. Bases 143 to 1024 code for a protein of 293 amino acids.